This is a messenger RNA of Tricharina praecox, 1309 nucleotides long. Its product is annotated as putative adipose-regulatory protein-domain-containing protein. Bases 88 to 1131 code for a protein of 347 amino acids. The transcript has 3 exons. Lineage: Eukaryota; Fungi; Ascomycota; Pezizomycetes; Pezizales; Pyronemataceae. The record is from RefSeq and is a predicted model, not a curated record. Gene Ontology annotation, biological process: lipid storage; lipid droplet organization. Gene Ontology annotation, cellular component: endoplasmic reticulum membrane.
CCCCGCCAGACCAGACCAUGGCCUGAACGCGCUCCUCGUCCCCAUUCACCACCUCACCACAACUGCCACCCGCCAUUGAGUCCCGCAAUGGACCUCCUCCUAACCCCCCUCCACCACCUCUUCAGCAAACCCGCCCGUCGCGCUUACCUACAGACGAUCCUCCUCUUCACCGCCUCCAUUACACUCCUCUUCAUCGCGGUUUUCUCCUACCUCCUAUUCUACGCCUCCUACGUCCCCUCCAUCGGCAUCGUCCGGCCAAUGUACUUCAGCUAUGCCCCCACUGAGCACCCCACGGCCUCAGUCAGCUUCUCAUCUGGCGAGCUGAUCCCCGAGCAACCAUACAAGAUCACGCUGCACAUGACGCUGCCCGCGUCGCCGCGCAACGUCGAGGUUGGUAAUUUCGACGUGGACCUUUCUUUGCACUCCACGGGCGGUGUGCUGCUGCACACGCGGCGGCCCGGGAUUUUAACGUACCGCACGCCGCUGCUGACGACGUUGCGGACGCUGGCGUUCUCGCCGCUGCUGGUCGCGGGACUGGUCCGGCAGGAGGAGACGCUGCGCAUCGCGCUAGCCGAGGCGGCCGUGUGGACGCGCGAGCCGACAACUGCUACAGUGCUGUUGAACGAGAGAAUCAAUGUCUAUGAGGCCAGGCUGGAGUUUGUUGCCUCGCUGCAGGGCCUCAGAUGGGCUAUGUAUUACUGGCCUGUUACUACGUUUGUGGUCUUCGUGGGGCUGUUUUGGGCUGUCGAGGUGGUGGCCGCCGGCGUCGGGUGGUGGUUGGUUAGUGGGCUGCUGGGGACGGUGCCUGUGGGGGAGGUAAAGGAUGUGGCGGAGAAGGAGGAGGGCGAGGAGGAGGAUGAGGAGGAGGAAGGGGAACAAAUGCUUGUGGUCGAGGAUACCCAGCGGACGUUCCCGCGUGUGGGCGGGGCGCCACCGUAUCCUACACCCGAGAGCACACCGGCACCAGCGGGGCCGGAGGGAGAUGAGAGUGGUGGGUCCCAGGAGGGGGAUGAUGAGGAUGGGUUUUCGGAAGAUGAGAGAGUGGCCGAUUCGGGAUUGGGAACUACGACGUUGAGCGAGAGUACGGCUCGGGAAGGAGCUGAGAGUGUGCGUAGGAGGAGACGGCUGUAGAGUUCGGGAAGUGCGAGGUAGGAGAAUGCGUAGUAAUGGCAGUAGAUAUCAUAUCCUCUGGUUUCCGGUUUGAUUGUACGUUCAAUCACUGGUGAGAAUUCUUCACUUCUGUUGCUGGAAUGAAACGGUCACUUGAGCACAAAGAUGAAAUGAAAGAAAAUCGAAUGUAUCUUUGCUC